UGCAGUUAAAGAAUCUGAUUGACUUCAAACUCAUUAUCGUUAUCGCAAUGAAAAACUGAGAUACCAAAGUAGACAGAUCAAGUGCUUCACCAUACACGAUGAAACGUUCAAGCACCUCCAUGCCGAGGAACCGUGAUGGCGGAAAUAACAACACACAGGGACCAGUGACAGUCGAAGAAUGCGUAGCUCAUCUGCGGCUUCUCACAGCAUUUGCCAAAUUGCGGCAUGAUAUCAGCACGAGCGACCGUCUUUUCGGCAUCGAAGACAGCGAGGCAUGCGAAUUCACCGGCAAAAAGAGAAACUUGGCCAAGGCACGAAUCAGAGAAAAGCGAUGGGCCGUGUAUGUGUCCAAAGCAGUGGAUAGAUUCAUCUCCUGGUGGCAGAAUUGCAUACCAGAUGGCUUUGUUGAUCCUGCCUCAAGUUUGCUGAGCGGACAAACAGGAAUAUCCUGGACGGCUGACACACUACCACCAAUUGAUGUCCUCAUGGUGUGGCAUUCAUACAUGCUCCAUCCCCGCUCAUUCCUUGAAGACUGUAUCCGACUGUCCAAAAUGGGACUCUGGGCUUCAGGAAUGCCCUGGGGAGCUGUUGGAUCGUGCAUCGAAGAAAAGACAUUCUCCUACUAUCCAGGCGACAAGGCAAUCCGGCACUUUGAGUCUCAGACGGGCCUUGCAUGGGAAAGCCUCGAGGAUCCCCCAAAGACAUUGACGUGUCUUCGCUGCAAAGCUGGGAUCGACACGCCGUGGACCACCGCGACAAACGUCGGUUACGAUCCGGAUGUUGCUUUUGCCCACUGCACUGGGCUGGCAGACAAGUCCUUCCGGAUCCAAUGUGCGUCGUGCAGGUUCAGCGUCACUCAUGCCAACCUUCGAGUCUCUCAGCUCCGUCGUGAUGUGCAGGCCUUGUUGAAGGACGGCACCCCCAUGCCAGGGACGAUACUGGGCUUGCGUGGCACUCCAGCCGAAAAGGACAAUCGGGAUAGCUCAUUUCCUAAUCGCCUUAUCAUGGGCAGCAAGGUUGAGCUGCUCGAAUUGACAGACCCAGCCAACAAUGAAAAUACCAGCAUUGAAAGCAUCCGCAGUCUACUAGAACGGUCCCUGAAGAACCGCCGGUUGAUGUGCCAGGUCAACAAUACCAUGAUACCAACAAGCAUCAGUCACUCCGAGGGCAUCUUCAUUCGCCGGAUGAUGUCGAGUUACUGGGAUAAUGCAUCGCCCUUUUCGCUCGACUUGACCGGAGCUGUAAUCAGACAGGGCCAGUUCAUCGAGAAGAUAGAGCAGCUGAAGUGGCUCCAGUCACCGAGUCUCCCAUCGACCAUGAGCAGUCUGAUUGCUAAAUACGGCGUGUUUACGGACAUAAUGAUUUUGAAUCAAGACCGUGCUGCCGUUCCAACACUGGAUGUUGAUCUUGUCUGGCAUACGCAUCAACUGUCACCAUCUCGCUACUAUGCAUUCUCAACGCAAAAGACAAACGGCACAUUGAUUGAUCAUGACGACAAGGUUGAUGAAGUCAAAAUAUCCGACGCUUUUGAAUGGACGUCAAAGCAGUAUCAAAAAUUGACUGGCGGCAAGGUCUACAGCGAAUGCACCUGUUGGUACUGUGAAGCUGUCCGAGAAUCCCAGAAUCGCCUGUCGUCUUUGACAUCACUAUCAUCCGCCUUGAGUGGAAGAUCAAAUGCUUCAGUCAUGUCUAAUAGUAACAUCAAUGGUGGAAACCCUCAUAUUUCCUCUCAUAAUGCUGUUCGUGCCCAAGGCCAAGCUGCACCUCGCGCCUCGGAGGCCAAAACUGAAGAGUUGAAAAAGAAUUGGGAAAAGGUACGGAGACGGAACGAGAAAUCAGCUGGAAAGAAAAGACAUUCUUUCACCCAAGACAGUGGUCACGAUGUGGAUAUUUCAUCUCAGACCAGCAUUUGGGGUGUUCCUUGCGACCUACCUCAGCAUGGCCCGCACAUGCGCGACCCAGGGGUUCAUGAAGAUAUAUACCCUUCUGAUCCGCUAUGUAUGAACGUGGCUUUGGGCGCAGCAGGAAACUGUGUGGCAGGGACAGAUCGAGAGGCCAUUGGAGCAGGAGGAUGUGUGGCUGGGAUGGCGAUGGGCGAAACACCAGGGAAGCAUCGUGGAGGCCGACCAGGAUUUUGCCAGGGAAGUGGAUUUGAUGGAAUGAGCGGGGGGAUGUUUUAG
Aspergillus wentii DTO 134E9 is the source of this 2180-nucleotide messenger RNA. RefSeq lists its product as uncharacterized. Bases 99 to 2180 code for a protein of 693 amino acids. The record is from RefSeq and is a predicted model, not a curated record. The transcript has 2 exons. NCBI's taxonomy places the organism in Eukaryota, Fungi, Ascomycota, Eurotiomycetes, Eurotiales, Aspergillaceae.